AUGGCGGCGCAGCGAGUGCUGCUUCUCUUCUGCUUCCUUCUGCCUGGGCCCUUGCUCUCAGAAGCUGCCAAAAUUCUGACUGCGUCCUUGCUGGGUGGAAGCCAUUAUCUACUGAUGCAUCAAGUGUCUUGGAUUCUUCAAGAUCAUGGUCAUAAUGUGACCCUCUUAAGAACGGAAGUAAUUUCUUUGAUUCCAGUCCUCUGGGGAAGGCAAACUGUCAAAUGCAGAAUACAUAUUGAUUUAAAAAUAAGGACUAUCAUCAAUAUUCAUGGGACUCUCUUCAAGACGAACAAAGCAAUUCCCUGGGGAAACAAGACAGUCAUUCAUAAAAAAGCAAACUUUGAUAACAUUUUACAAUUCAUGGGACAACUUGGGAUUCAGUGCAGUCAUUUGCUAAGAAGAAGGGAUAUCAUGGAUUCCUUAAAGAAUGAGAACUUUGACCUGUUAAUAGUGGAAAGUUUUGAUUGUUAUACUUUUCUGAUUGCUGAGAAGCUUGAGAAACCAUUUGUAUCCUUUCUUCCUGCUUCAUUUGGGUUUCAGGACUUAAGGCUACCCAGCCCCAUGUCCUAUGUUCCAGUAGUCUACUCCUUGCUAACUGACCGCAUGGACUUCUGGGGACAAAUGAAGAACCUUCUGAUGUUCUUUGAUUUUUCUAGGAAGCAAUGGCAAAUGUAUUCUCAGUAUGACAGCACCAUCAAGGAGCAUUUCCCAGAAGGCUCUAGACCAGUGUUUUCUCAUCUUGUACAGAAAGCAGAGUUAUGGUUUGUUAACUCUGACUUUGCUUUUGAAUUUGCUCAGCCCCUGCUUCCUUCUACUGUUUAUGUUGGAGGCUUAAUGGCCAAGCCUGUUAAACCAAUACCACAAGACCUUGAGAGCUUCAUAGCCAAGUUUGGAGAGUCUGAUUUUAUCUUUGUGUCCCUGGGCUUCAUGUUAAAUUUCUAUAAAAACCAAGAGCUUCUCAAGGAGAUGAACAAUGCCUUUGCUCAUCUUCCUCAAGGAGUAAUAUGGAAAUAUAAGUGUUCACAUUGGCCCAAAGAUGUGCAAUUGGCAGCAAAUGUGAAAAUUGUGGACUGGCUUCCUUAGAGUGACCUCCUGGCUCACCCCAGCAUCCAUCUUUUUGUCACCCAUGGCGGGCAGAAUAGCAUAAUGGAGGCCAUCCAACAUGGUGUGCCCAUGGUGGGGAUUCCACUCUUUGGAGACCAGCCUGAAAACUUAGUGCGAGUAGAAGCCAAAAACUUUGGUGUUGCUAUCCAGUUAAAGCAGCUCAAGGAAGAGACUUUUGCUCUUAAGAUGAAACAAGUCAUAGAAAACAAGAGGUACAAGUCUGCAGCCAUGGCCGCUAGUGUGAUCAGGCGCUCCUACCCUCUGAACCCCUCCCAGUGGCUGGUGGGCUGGAUUGACCACAUCCUCCAGACAUGUGGUGGAGCACACCUCAAGCCCUAUGCCUUCCAGCAGCUCUGGUAUGAGCAGUACCUGCUUGAUGUCUUCUUGUUCCUGCUGAUGGUCACUCUAGGUUCCAUAUGGCUCUGUGGCAGGCUGCUAUGCAUGGUGGCCAGGUGUCUGUGUGGAUCCAGGAAGGUGAAACAGAUGUGA
Molecule: messenger RNA, 1593 nt
Organism: Orycteropus afer afer
Lineage: Eukaryota; Metazoa; Chordata; Mammalia; Tubulidentata; Orycteropodidae
Product: UDP-glucuronosyltransferase 3A2-like
Exons: 7
Molecular function (GO): UDP-glycosyltransferase activity
Source: RefSeq, a predicted model, not a curated record